Messenger RNA from Balaenoptera musculus (blue whale), 1350 nucleotides. RefSeq lists its product as uncharacterized. Bases 1 to 1248 code for a protein of 415 amino acids. The record is from RefSeq and is a predicted model, not a curated record. The transcript is spliced from 6 exons. Lineage: Eukaryota; Metazoa; Chordata; Mammalia; Artiodactyla; Balaenopteridae.
AUGAGGAACCGAAGGCCAGGCCAGCAGGGGGCGCGCAGCGCAGCCGCAACGCAGGGGGUUGUCGGCGAGCAGCAGGCGCGGCGCGGGGAGGUCGCCAUCGCGCUCGAGCGCGCGCAGCUCGUCGGGGCCCAGGCCGGCCAACGCGUUGAGGCGCGCGUCCAGCUGCUCCAGGCGCGGCCGGCGCAGCGCGGCGGACGGCAAGCGGCUAAGCGCGUUGCCCGACAGGCCCAGGAGGCGCAGCUCGUCGAGCGGGGCGAGCGCGGCGUCCAGCGCGGCCAACAGCGCGGGGCCGCCCCGCGCCAGCGCGUGGUUAAGCUGCAGCGAGCGCAGCGCGGGCAGCCCGCGGAAGGCGUCGCCGCCCAGGGCGCGCAGCGGGUUGUGGCUCAGGUCGAGCGCCGCCAGGCUGGGCAGCCCGUCGAAGGCGCCGUCCUCCACCAUCUCGAUGUUGUUGUGCGUGAGGCGCAGAGCGGUCAGGAGCGGCAGGCGCACGCCGCCCGCCGCCUCCGCCUCCGCCUCCUCCCCGUCCGCGUCCCCGCCGGCGAAGGCGGCCGCGCGCAGCACAGUCAGGGCGCGGCGGGUCGGCUCAGCGCCGCCGCCACGAGCAGCAGCCCCGGCAGCAGCGGGCCCCAGUGCUCCGGCUGUCCCGCGCGCGGGGCCAUCACGGCUGCCCCCGCAUCCAGCGCCCGGGCCGCCGCGCUCACCAGGGCCCAAGGACACACCUGGAGGCCAUUAGCAGAGGAGCCAUCAGGCAGCCGGCUCCGGCUGCAGGUGAGAAGGCGUGAUGAGAACAUGUGGCAGCCUCCACCAGCUGGAGCUGGAGCAUGGAGGACACCUUGGUCUGAGCGGCUCCAGCAUCACUCCCCCAGCACCACCUGGAAUGCAGAGGUAACCACAGCACAGGCUCUGACACUCAAGACUGUUGAGUUCCUAUAUGGCCUUGUCCUGACCUGCCUACCCUUUCCAUUGAUCUGUGCUUCUUGUUCUUUCUUAGUGACUGAAGAUGUUUGGGUCCCACCUUGGCUCUCAGUGCCCUCUGCUGCCGAUCCUUGGCCCUGGGACUCAUGGCUGACUCAUUUCUCACCACUGGAGUGCUGGAGCGCCCAGCUCAUGAAGGAGCCCCCAGAGAGCGCCGCUCUUUGCAGACAGAUCAUCAAUUGCCACACCGGCCUAGGCCUGGCUGUUUCCUGCUGCCCCAGAGCCUCUGCUACCUUUCCAGCUUCAUGUUGGCCAUUUACCAGGAUGACUUAGUGCUAGUUUCCCCCAGUGGGUCACGUUCGAGGUCCCUAGACUUCCCCAACUGUAUCCCAAAAUGGUAGAGAAAGCAUUCAGCCUCAGGUGUGGUUGCGGUAG